AUGCAGAUACUUCUCGGAUGUAUGGACACGAAUCUUGCGAUAGAGACAGAGAAACCCACUACUCUUACAGUUAUUAGCUCUUCCGAAGAGAAGGCUAAAUUUGAGAAAGGGGAUCGCUCUAACUGCAUGAGUCUUAUGAUCAUAAAAUGUGCAAUUCCGGAGGUGUUCAGGGGGACUAUGUCCGAGGACACCACAAAUGCUAAAGAUUACUUUGCAGAAAUAGAAAAGUGCUUUGUUAAAAGCGAUAAGGCUAAAUCAAGCACUAUUCUUAAGAUCUUGAUUUCAAUGAGGUAUAAGGAAAAUGGUAAUAUAAGGGAGUACAUGAUGUAG
This is a messenger RNA of Impatiens glandulifera, 330 nucleotides long. RefSeq lists its product as uncharacterized. Bases 1 to 330 code for a protein of 109 amino acids. The transcript has a single exon. The record is from RefSeq and is a predicted model, not a curated record. NCBI's taxonomy places the organism in Eukaryota, Viridiplantae, Streptophyta, Magnoliopsida, Ericales, Balsaminaceae.